AUGAUUUUCUCUAAUGAAGAUGCUUGCCCUGUACUAAAGAAGCCAGAUGAGAGGAGGGUGGUCCGUUCGCAGGGAUUGCCCUCCCCAGCACUCUGCUGUGCUUGCGGGCUUUGUAUCAUGCUGGCAGGUAUUAACAUCACCCUGGUAGGCGCGCUCGCCUUUACUAAACUCCUCCCUUUCAACAACCCUCCCAUCAUUAUAGGACCCAUCCUACUAUUGGUGUCCUUUUCAUUUUUUGGAGCUUGUUGCAUCUGCAGUCGAAGAUCCGUUGCCCAACCCUCUCGCAUGUCUGCAGGACGGGACCGCUGGCCAUUAAUGAGAAUGGGUGGAGCUGUGUUUGAGAUGGAGGCCAGUGAACCCACACUACAGGAUACCACAGCCGUCCAACUCAGUCCAACAAACUCUCCAAGCUCCUCCCGUCACUGUAGCCCCACCCAUCUUCCCGCUGCUCCACCCCAACCUUCAGAAACAUACGACUGUCAGUCAGCCUCAGAGGGAAAUAAUUUGAAUCUACUAAACCCCGCAAUAGAUGAAUCAUACUCAUAG
Messenger RNA from Myxocyprinus asiaticus (Chinese sucker), 546 nucleotides. Its product is annotated as transmembrane protein 275-like. The transcript has a single exon. The record is from RefSeq and is a predicted model, not a curated record. NCBI's taxonomy places the organism in Eukaryota, Metazoa, Chordata, Actinopteri, Cypriniformes, Catostomidae. The coding region runs from base 1 to 546 and encodes 181 amino acids.